ACAGCACUUCCGGUGCACGUAGUGCGGAGGAGAGGCGUAGUGGGCGCAGCAUCCCGGGAUACAAAGAAAGACAGCCACAAUGGCAGAUAUCUCUUUGUAUCUCACCAACGUUAACGUGUCUGUGACGCGGAGCAUGGAUGGAGAGGAGAGCUCCAGUCCCAGCCCGGUGAGGGACUUUGAGAGCGUGGAGCUGGGAGAGCUGGAGAGGCCAGAGGAGCACAGUCCCAGGCAGAAGGAGAAGGUCCCCAGGAGGAUCAUCCACUUCUCCAGCGGUGAGACCAUGGAGGAGUACAGCACUGAUGAAGAGGACGAAGAGGAGGCAGAGAGGAAGGACCUGCUGCCCCAACCCGCUCAAGUGUCCAAGAUGACGUGGGGCCCAUACUUCUGGUUUCACAUGUGGAGAGCUGCAACAUCCACCAUUUCAGCUUGUGACUACCUGGGCGAGAGGAUGGCCAACCUGUUUGGUAUCACAUCUGCCAAAUAUCAAUACGCCAUCGAUGAAUACUACAGAAUAAAGAAAGAGAGAGAAGAGGAGCAGGAGGAGAACCGUCUGUCCGAAGUGGCCGAGCGAACCUUCGACCAAACUGAGGAAGAAGAAGAGGAGGAAAAAGAGGAGGAACAAACCGCAAAGCCAAGGGAGAGGGACACUUCUGCGUCUGACGUGGGCUUUCAGAUCGAGGACGAAAACCAAACUGCCUCAAAUACAAUCAGAGUCCCGGCUAUCGUCACGGCAACCUAACCGGAUAGAAAUGGACUGGAGCCGUAAUGUCGUUAUGUCACAGAAGAAGGAGCACUGUUUCGUCUCACUAAGCACUGUUAUGGUUUGUGUAAUGGGCGUGAUCCACUUACAGUAUAACACGGGUUGGUACAACGCUGGAAAAAAGACGUACAAACAGCUUCAUUUUGUCUGAUCACCAAAUUGGAUGAUCACAGUUUUCAAUUCCGUUGUGUUACAAACAAAAACGGCUUUGAAUAUUAAUUUCCUCAAUGUAAACUACCCAAACGUUAAAGUUACGUUUAAAUAAUUUACAUUGAAAUAGUCAAAUCCUUUCCUCCAAAGUCUGAAGUCUGCUCCAAAACAGCAGUGGUGGAUGAAGUACUCAGUUUUUUUACUUAAGUAAAAGUACAGAUACAGAGAGAAAAAGUUACUCAAGUUCAAGUAAAUCGUAGUAGUAUCACAUGAAAAAAUAAAAGUAUAAAAGUAUUUCACACCAGUGUUGUUAAUUUGUUAAACGUAGUGAUAUUAAUUUAAAAAAAGAUACAGAUUUUGGUCAGCAGUAGAAGAACAAAUCUUUUUUUUUUUUUUUUUUUCUUAUGAAUUUUGUGUAUUUGUGUGUUUGCUCAAAGCCAAAACUUGAACUUGACACUUUAGUCAUCAUAUGAAAAGUACUUUUACUUUUCAGUCCUGUUCAAAAAUGUAGUGGAGUAGAAAGUGCAGGUACUUACUCUUAAAUGUAGUGAAGUAAAAGUAAAAAGUACCCACUGUAAAAUUGACUUAAGUAAAGUACAGAUACCUAAAAAUCCUACUUAAGUACAGCACUUUAACACUUGUACUUCAUUACCUUCCACCGCUGCAAACUAAGCUGCGUUUACUGACAGAGGAAUGGCUGCAAACCACUUAUUAUAAAUUAUUGACGAUUAGAAAUAAGUGAAUCUCUGUUUUGAUUCAAAAUUCAAAUUCGACUCAUUGCACCGCUGUAGUUUAACUGUCAAAUGCCGCCAUCCAGACUGACAAAGGCAACAUAAUAGAUGAGUUAUAAACAGAACAUUGUUGUACCAACCCAGGCAUAUUUUACUGCUCAGUGGAAAAAAAAGGCAAGAUUUUAAGGGCAUUUUAACCGCAGUGGCUUUUCCAACAUCAUAGCAACUGAUGAAAUUGGCACUUUAUUCACACUAUUUCUUUAUGCAAAAAGUAAUAGUGAGUUAGUAGCAUUUUAUCUUGAUUUAAGAAGAUUUGGCUUGUAAGUAAAAAAAGAAAAAAACAUUAGUUUCAGUUUAAAGCGCCUGUAUUACGCUAUUUUCUGAUCUAUUUUAUGUUGUUUCCACAUCAAAAACAUACCUUGUUCACACAUAACACCAAACCCUCCAUAUUUAGGCUGCGUUCUUCUCUCAAGCAAAAAACACUCCGUUCCACCUUGUGACGUCAUGUCGUAAUACACAAAGUGCUCCACUGUGUUUUUAAACUCCACACACCUUCACUAGAAUCAUUUGGAUUAUUUCAACCCUCGAAUUGCCAAUCGCUAGAAACCAAAAGGUAAAAGGCAGCCGUUAACUUGAAAACAAUCACUACAUGACAUCACAAGGUGGAACAGAGGAUUUGGAGCUUUGGAGGUGUAGACAGACUAAUAACAAAGGAUUGGUGAAACAUGUGUGAAUGAAACAAAACACAAUUUAAGGUAUGUUUUUGCUGAGGUAAUGACAUUAUAACAUGACUCAAAGCUCAUAAGAGUCAAUGUUGUGUAAUGUAGGACCUUUAAGCUGAAAAAAAGGUUACUACAGUGCGUUUUACAGUUUGAUCAGUUGCUAAAAACACUUCCCUUUUACAUUCUCAGCUGGGGAGUGAGGGUAAAAGUUGCUCUUAUCUACACCAGACACUGUGCCUAAAACUCUACAACAGCCAAGUGGAUCAUAUUUUUGAAUAGGUCUUUGUCUUAACACGAAAUGUUCAGUAUCUGGAUCUGAACAAGUUUACACCUGACUGCACUGUCUACUUAAUGUGACAACACCGUUAGUCAAAGUAUGAGUGGAUUAAACUGUGUGUCCAUGACUUCUAGUUGUAAUUAUAAUCACACGAUGACAACCGAUGAAAUCAAGUUGAGUUUCGAUAGCCUUAUUUGGUCUAAAGCACUAAAUGUUGUGUGAUCAUGUGUGCAAAACUACUGACUUGUACUUGUUAUUUAAUUGGAUAGUUUGACACUUUUUACAUAUUGGUUUGAAUGAACUGACAGAGCACUUAUGUUUGGAUGGGUUACUCGUAUUUUAUAUUAAUGCUUUAUUUAUACAGUGUUUUGUUAAAUAAAAUAUUUCUCUUGAUUAU
This is a messenger RNA of Periophthalmus magnuspinnatus, 3037 nucleotides long. RefSeq lists its product as uncharacterized. The coding region runs from base 80 to 739 and encodes 219 amino acids. Lineage: Eukaryota; Metazoa; Chordata; Actinopteri; Gobiiformes; Gobiidae. The transcript has 5 exons. The record is from RefSeq and is a predicted model, not a curated record.